Messenger RNA from Rangifer tarandus platyrhynchus (Svalbard reindeer), 2706 nucleotides. The record is from the annotation of a GenBank genome assembly. NCBI's taxonomy places the organism in Eukaryota, Metazoa, Chordata, Mammalia, Artiodactyla, Cervidae.
AUGGACAAUUGCUACGACCCAGGUCUGGAUGGCAUCAUUGAAUAUGAUGAUUUUAAAUUCAACCCGUCCAUUGUGGAGCCCAAGGAGCCAGCCCCAGAGACAGCUGAUGGUCCCUACCUGGUGAUCGUGGAACAGCCUAAGCAGCGAGGCUUCCGAUUUCGAUAUGGCUGUGAAGGCCCUUCUCAUGGAGGACUGCCAGGUGCCUCUAGCGAGAAGGGCCGGAAGACUUAUCCCACUGUCAAGAUCUGUAACUACGAGGGACCUGCCAAGAUUGAGGUGGACCUGGUAACACACAGUGACCCACCUCGUGCUCACGCCCACAGUCUGGUGGGCAAACAGUGCUCGGAGCUGGGGGUCUGCGCAGUGUCUGUGGGGCCCAAGGACAUGACUGCCCAAUUUAACAACCUGGGUGUCCUGCAUGUGACCAAAAAGAACAUGAUGGAGAUUAUGAUACAAAAACUUCAGAGGCAGCGUCUUCGCUCCAGGCCCCAGGGCCUUACGGAGGCUGAGCGUCGAGAGCUGGAGCAGGAGGCCAAGGAACUGAAGAAGGUGAUGGAUCUGAGCAUUGUGCGACUGCGCUUUUCUGCCUUCCUUCGAGCCAGCGAUGGCUCCUUCUCUCUGCCCCUGAAGCCAGUUAUCUCCCAGCCCAUACAUGACAGCAAGUCUCCUGGAGCCUCAAACCUGAAGAUUUCUCGAAUGGACAAGACAGCUGGCUCUGUGCGGGGUGGAGAUGAGGUUUAUCUGCUCUGUGACAAGGUGCAGAAAGAUGACAUUGAGGUUCGGUUCUACGAGGAUGAUGAGAAUGGAUGGCAGGCCUUUGGGGACUUCUCUCCCACAGAUGUUCACAAACAGUAUGCCAUUGUGUUCCGGACACCUCCCUAUCACAAGAUGAAGAUUGAGCGUCCUGUAACCGUGUUCCUGCAACUGAAACGCAAGCGUGGGGGGGAUGUCUCUGAUUCCAAACAGUUCACCUAUUAUCCUCUGGUAGAAGACAAGGAGGAGGUGCAGCGGAAGAGGAGGAAAGCCUUGCCCACCUUCUCCCAGCCCUUUGGGGGUGGCUCCCACAUGGGUGGAGGCUCUGGGGGCUCGGCUGGGGGUUAUGGAGGAGCUGGAGGAGGAGGUGGCAGCCUCGGCUUUUUCCCCUCAUCCUUGGCCUACAGCCCCUACCAGUCGGGCGCGGCCCCAAUGGGCUGCUACCCGGGAGGCGGGGGCGGGGCGCAGAUGGCCGCCGAGACGCCUAGUGUGGAUGCUGGGGAGGAAGCCGCAGAGCCGAGCACGCCCCCCGGGACGCCCCAGCGCGAACAGCAAGCCCCGGAGCUGCUGCAUCGAGCCCGGGAGUACAACGCGCGCCUGUUCGGCCUGGCGCAGCGCAGCGCUCGAGCCUUGCUGGACUACGGCGUCACGGCGGACGCGCGCUCGCUGCUGGCGGGACAGCGCCACCUGCUGACGGCGCAGGAUGAGAACGGAGACACGCCGCUGCACUUGGCCAUCAUCCACGGGCAGACCAGCGUCAUUGAGCAGAUAGCCCACGUCAUCUACCAUGCCCCGCACCUCGGCGUGGUUAAUAUCACCAAUCACUUGCACCAGACGCCCCUGCACCUGGCAGUGAUCACGGGGCAGACAAAGGUGGUGAGCUUCCUGCUGCAGGUGGGCGCAGACCCAGCACUGCUGGACCGGCACGGAGACUCAGCAGUGCACCUGGCACUCCGGGCAGGUGCCAGCGCCCCCGACCUGCUGUGCGCCCUGCUGCGAAGUGGGGUUCCUGCCAUGCCCCAACUGCUGCAUGUGCCCGACUUCCAAGGGCUAUACCCAGUCCACCUGGCAGUCCGUGCCCGAAGCCCCGAGUGCCUCGAUCUGCUGGUGGAGAGUGGGGCUGAAGUGGAGGCUGCAGAGCGGCAGGGGGGACGGACAGCCCUGCAUCUAGCCACAGAGAUGGAGGAGCUGGGGUUGGUCACCCAUCUCGUCACCAAGCUCCGGGCCAACGUGAAUGCCCGCACCUUUGCGGGAAACACACCCCUGCACCUGGCAGCUGGACUGGGAUCCCCAACGCUCACCCGCCUCCUUCUGAAGGCUGGUGCUGACAUCCAUGCAGAGAACGAGGAGCCCCUGUGCCCACUGCCUUCGCCUCCCACCUCUGGUAGUGACUCAGAUUCCGAGAGCCCUGAGAGGGACACCCGAGGCAGCUUCCGGGGCCACACACCUCUUGACCUCACUCACAGCAGCAAGGUGAAGACCUUGCUGCUAAACGCUGCUCAGGACACCAUGGCGCCACCGCUGACCCCGCCCAGCCCUGCAGGGCCAGAGAUGCCCCUUGAAGAUACAGUCCUACAGAACCUGGAGCAUCUGCUUGACGGGCCAGGAGCCCAGGGCAGCUGGGCGGAGCUGGCAGAACGGCUGGGGCUGCGCAGUCUGGUGGACACGUAUCGAAGGACAGCCUCGCCCAGUGGCAGCCUCCUGCGCAGUUACCAGUUGGCUGGUGGCGACUUGGCGGGCCUGCUGAAUGCCCUGUCUGACAUGGGCCUGGAGGAGGGGGUGAGGCUGCUGAAGGGUCCAGAGACCCAGGAAAAGCUGCCCAGCACAGCAGAGGUGAAGGAGGACAGUGCCUAUGGGAGCCAGUCGGUGGAACAGGAAGCAGAGAAGCUGGGCCCACCCCCUGAGCCACCAGGAGGGCUCUGCCAUGGGCACCCCCAGCCUCAGGUGCACUGA